Insectozyma verbasci is the source of this 1083-nucleotide messenger RNA. The record is from the annotation of a GenBank genome assembly. NCBI's taxonomy places the organism in Eukaryota, Fungi, Ascomycota, Pichiomycetes, Serinales, Debaryomycetaceae.
AUGUUAGUUAAAUUUGGUUUACCAAAUUCAAAAGUUUGGAAAUCAUUACCUAAAUUUAAUACUCCAAUACCUCCAAGUCCAUUUUCAAAUGAAACUUUGACUAGUUUAUAUUAUUUAUCAAUGGUUGUUACAACCCCAUUAACUAUUGCAAUUAUUUAUUUUAGUUCAGUUCAUUUUAUUAAUCCAAUAAUUAGAAAAAGACAAAUUAAAAAAUAUAAUAAAAUUAACAAUAUUCACAAAAAUCAAACAGAAUUAGAUUUUACUGAUGCUCAAUUGAAAAAAUUACCUCCGGCUCCUUAUGAAAUUGCAACUACAAGUAUUUUUAAAAUAUUUGUAUUAUUACAUAAUGUUUUCCUUUGUAUUUAUUCAAUUUGGACUUUUAUUGGUAUGACUUCUUCUAUAAUUUCAACUAUGGAUUUAUUUAAAGGUGAAUUUUUACCAGAUUUUUUUUCUUCUGUACAAAUUGAAAAUUAUUCAUUACAAAGAUUAGAUAUUUUUUUUCAAUCAAUUUGUGAUUCUCAAAGAGGUAUAUUUUCAAGAAUUAUAACAAAUGAAGGUUAUCAUAAUUUAGAAAUUUUUGGAUGGUGGUUUUAUAUCUCAAAAUUUUAUGAAGUUAUAGAUACUAUUGUAAUAUUAUUAAAAGGUAAACCUUCGAGUUUAUUACAAUCUUAUCAUCAUGCAGGUGCAAUGAUGUGUAUGUGGGCAGGUAUAAGAUAUCAAAGUCCGCCAAUUUGGAUUUUUGUUGUUUUUAAUUCAUUUAUUCAUUCUUUAAUGUAUUUUUAUUUUUCAUUAAGUUGUUUAAAAAUUAGAGUCCCCAAUAUUUUUAAAAGAAUUUUAACUUCUUUACAAAUUACUCAAUUUGUAAUUGGUGGUUCAAUUGCUAUUUUACAUUCAUUUGUGUGGAUUAUAGAUACCUCAAAUAUUGUAAGUAAAGAUAAUUUGCAAAUGAUAAGUUGUAUUUCAACAUCUGAUCAAGCAUUACCGAUUAUAAUAAAUGUUGCUUAUUUAGCUCCAUUAACUGCUUUAUUUGGAGCAUUUUAUAUUGAAAGUUAUUUAAAAAAGAAUAAAAAAGUGAAAAAGUAA